This is a messenger RNA of Danio aesculapii, 1804 nucleotides long. RefSeq names its product T cell leukemia homeobox 2 (gene tlx2). Lineage: Eukaryota; Metazoa; Chordata; Actinopteri; Cypriniformes; Danionidae. Gene Ontology annotation, molecular function: RNA polymerase II cis-regulatory region sequence-specific DNA binding; DNA-binding transcription factor activity, RNA polymerase II-specific. The record is from RefSeq and is a predicted model, not a curated record. Gene Ontology annotation, biological process: regulation of transcription by RNA polymerase II; animal organ development. Gene Ontology annotation, cellular component: nucleus. The transcript has 3 exons. Bases 487 to 1416 code for a protein of 309 amino acids.
AAGAGGAGCGUGAACAGGACAUUUUCAGCUCACGACAAUUAAUAUGCACGUAUCGGACAGUUAACACUUCACUUUAGAUAACAGCGAUGAGCUCAAGUCUGGGCCGUGCGCCUUUCUAAGGUACUCCAGAAACGCGUCAGUUUUCUUUGCUACAACUUGGCAACUCGUCACUCGGGGAUUUAACAGUGAGCGCGGAGUCCUUUACGGUCGAGUUGCUUUUAUUAGGCAUCAUCAUGGAACUGAACAAGAGUCAGAAGCAGAGCGAGAAAGUGUUGGAUAAUGCCGAUUUAAUCGCUAAGGAGUGAUUUCUGUUUAUUUUUUUGUAUGUGUGUGUGGCAUUGAUGUAAAUUGCAUGGGUUCUGAGCACUUCAAGGAAGAAUAUUUGUUUUUUUUUUUUGUUUUAUUAAUAAACACCUUUGGGAAUAAAUCCAAGUUUUAGGAAUUUAACAUCCUUCCAAGCUGUGCAUAACCGAUAGAACCGCGGAGAUGGAGCACACGGGGAUCGAAGAGGUGAACCAGACUCACCAACAGCACGAAACCAUCAGCUUUGGAAUAGAUCAGAUCCUCAAUGGCUCGGACCAGUCGAGUAGCUGCAUGCUCCCCAGCCGAACCGGCGACCCGGACUACGCGCUCGCGCCGAACGUCUACAACGGCUACAACAGCAUGUAUCCGGCCUGUUCGAUGGCGGCGGGACUAGCAGGUUCCUACAACGUAAACAUGAACAUGAAUGUGAGCAUGAAUAUGAACGUUAAUGUGAACUCGGGGAACGCUGGAGGUGUCAUCCGCGUCCCGGCCCACAGACCCAUGCCACCUCCACCUCACCAACCGACGGCUGGCCAUCCACCGGGCAUCGCGGCGGGGAUUCCUACUAUGCCCACGGUGCCCAGUAUGGGCAGCCCCCACAGUUUCACGUUCCCCUGGAUGGAGAGCAGCAGAAGAUUUGCAAAGGAUAGACUGACAGCUGCUCUGUCCCCGUUCUCCGUGACAAGGCGGAUCGGUCACCCGUACCAGAACCGGACACCACCGAAGCGGAAAAAGCCGCGCACGUCGUUCAGCCGCGUGCAGAUCUGCGAGCUGGAGAAGCGCUUCCACCGGCAGAAAUAUCUGGCGUCCGCCGAGCGCGCCACCCUCGCCAAGGCCUUGAAGAUGACAGACGCUCAGGUCAAAACCUGGUUUCAAAACAGAAGAACAAAAUGGAGGAGGCAGACGGCGGAGGAGAGGGAGGCCGAGCGACAGCAAGCCAACCGUCUGAUGCUGCAGCUCCAGCAGGAGGCCUUUCAGAAGACCUUGAGUCAGCCGCUCCAGCAAGACCCACUCUGCCUUCACAACUCUUCGCUUUACGCCCUGCAGAACUUACAGCCCUGGGCGGAGGACAACAAGGUGACGUCGGUCACCUCAGUUGCAUCUGUGGUCUGACCCGCAGCUCUCAUUGUGUGUGCUAUAGUUAACCGAGAACGGAUUUAUAGUGCGUUGUAAAACGUAAUUUGGGUGGAUCUGGCAUCCUCAAUGGGACUCACAAAGCUAUAUUCUUUUUUUGUUGUCAGCGAGACCUAAAAAAAACAUAUUUUCCAAACAUAUACUGUGUGGAAAGAACAGCCUCAGUAGCAUGAGGUUACAAUCACUAUACAAUCACGGUAAAAUAAUAAACUGAACUGUAUUUAUUUUUUUGUGUGUUAGAUUAUCACUUUUCCCCCAACACAAGCAUGCAUAUUUAAAGCAACACUCCACUUUAUUUUGCUGAAAAUAGGCUCGUUUUAUAGAGUAAUACAGCUGAGAAUUUGCCGUCUGGCAGGACCACUUUUAG